AUGCCGUCCAUCCUGAACGACAACGACAAGGAGACGGUCAAGCGCUUCGUCCCCAAGCAGAGCAACAAGAUCCAGGCCGUCGCAGUCGCCCGUCUCUACGUUGCCUACCCGAAUAAGUCGAGAUGGACGUUCACUGGAUUGCAGGGCGCCGUGGUGCUUGCCAACGACCUCGUCGGCAAUACCUACUGGAUCAAGAUGGUUGACAUUUCGCCUUCCAAUAGAGGAGUCAUCUGGGACCAGGAGAUCUUCGACACAUGGCAUUACAACCAGGACCGAGUUUUCUUCCACACCUUCGAGCUCGAGGAGUGCCUAGCCGGGCUGUCGUUUGUUGACGAGAAAGAAGCCAAGCAGUUCAAGAAGAAGAUGGAUGAUAGGGAAAAGAACGCAAGCAAGGCGACCAGAGCAACGCCGUUUGGAGGCGCUGUGCAGCCGACGGGCGGACAUAAACACACGUGGGCCGGCACCACCUCCGCCUCCGGCCCCGAGAAGGUCAGGCAAGUCCGAAGCACCUGCUAUCCAACGAGAGCCUACUCCUCCAAGGGAUCCGUCACCACCACGGCCUAG
Messenger RNA from Phaeoacremonium minimum UCRPA7, 564 nucleotides. RefSeq names its product putative wasp-like pretein las17p protein. The coding region runs from base 1 to 564 and encodes 187 amino acids. The record is from RefSeq and is a predicted model, not a curated record. NCBI's taxonomy places the organism in Eukaryota, Fungi, Ascomycota, Sordariomycetes, Togniniales, Togniniaceae. The transcript is spliced from 3 exons.